Molecule: messenger RNA, 2852 nt
Organism: Tachysurus fulvidraco (yellow catfish)
Lineage: Eukaryota; Metazoa; Chordata; Actinopteri; Siluriformes; Bagridae
Gene: nup58
Product: nucleoporin 58
Exons: 14
Coding region: 490-2268 (592 amino acids)
Biological process (GO): nucleocytoplasmic transport
Cellular component (GO): nuclear pore
Molecular function (GO): structural constituent of nuclear pore
Source: RefSeq, a predicted model, not a curated record
AGUUACUUUCUAAAUUGCUGACAAAUUGUGUUUAAAAAACGGAUAUUUAAAAGUGAGAUAUUUGAAAGUGUUUUGUGUAAAAAAAAUAAUAUAUAUAUAUAUAUUUUAUUUUUUAUUUUGUAUAGCCGUUAAACUGAGUUUUAUUAUAUCUUCCAGCACAUUCGUGGCGCUAAUGAGCAGUAAAAGUAAAAAAACAACAAUAUUGAGCGCGGAAACAAACUCGUGCAGAUUUUAUUUCUAUUAGUAUUAUUAUUAGUAUUAUUUUAAAGCUAUAGCGUAAUUUUCUCGUUGUGAUAUUAUUUAUUGUAGGUAUUGAAAGUAUAUAUUUAAUGGUCGGUGUUUGUAGUGUCGGUCUUUUCCCGAGUUUAAGGUUUUUGGGCCCGCACGAGGACACAAUGGUGACAAGUUAGCAUCGUUAGCUAACGUUUACAUUCGCCUCAGACUGAGUAACAGAGACAUAAAUAAUAAUAAUAAGAAUAAUAGUGACAAAUGUCGGGGUUUAACUUUGGAACAACUGCCCUGGGCACUACUAACACUGGGGGCUUUUCCUUUGGAGCAGCAGGCAGUGCCCCUGCUGCAGGAUCCGGUGGCUUCAACUUUGGUGGUCUGGGUGCAGCUCCUUCCAGCACCAACACUACAACCACCACCACCUCGUCCCUGGGCCUCGGUGGCAACCUGUUCGCCCAGAAACCGGCCACUGGGUUCUCUUUUAACACACCUGCCUCAGGAGCUGUUGCACCAUCCACCGGCCUCACUUUAGGAACUCCCGCCACCACUUCUGCUCCAACCGCCGCCUCCACCGCGGGUUUCGGAUUUGGUUUUGGAAAGCCGGCGGCUUCGGCGAGUCCGUUUUCUCUGAGCACCUCCAGCACCUCCACGGCCCCUGCAGCUACUGGUCUUACCCUGGGCUCCGUCAUCACCUCAUCAGCACCUCAGAGUGGAUUAUCUUCAGGGUUCUCACUCAACCUGGGAGGAGGGGCCGUUUCCUCCGCUCCACCCACCGGGCUCAGCCUAGGCUCCUCGCUUUUCUCCAGCUCAACAGGUCUUGGGCAGUCGACUCUGGGUGGAGGUCUGACUUUAGGUGGUUUGCUCUCAGCCUCCACGGCAGCUACGGCUCCCGUCGCCCAAGUGCCUAGUGUGGGGUUGGGUGGAGUCGACUUCAGCACCUCAUCGGAAAAGAAGAGCGAUAAAUUAUCUGGUGCUCGACCAGAAGACAGUAAAGCGCUGAAAGAUGAAAACCUGCCUGCUCCGAUCUGUCAGGAUGUCGACAACUUCCAGAGGUUUGUUAAGGAGCAGAAGCAGGUUCAGGAGGAGAUCAGUCGCAUGUCCUCUAAAGCCAUGAUGAAGGUUCAGGAGGACAUUAAGAGCCUGAAGCAGCUCCUGUCUGUGAGCGCCAGCGGCCUGCAGAGGAACGCUCUCUCUAUAGACAAGCUGAAGAUGGAGACAGCGCAGGAGCUGAAGAACGCUGACAUCGCGCUGAGGACCCAGAAAACUCCUCCUGGACUUCAGCACGAGAACUCGGCUCCCUCAGAUUAUUUCCGAGGCCUGGUGGAGCAGUUCGAGGUGCAGUUACAGCAGUACCGCCAGCAGAUUGAGGAACUGGAGAACCAUCUAACCACACAGAGCAGCGGUUCUCACAUCACCCCUCAAGAUCUGUCUCUGGCCAUGCAGAAGCUCUACCAGACGUUUGUGGCUUUGGCUGCGCAGCUGCAAGUCGUCCAUGAGAAUGUAAAGACGUUGAAGCACCAGUACCUGAGCUACAGACGAGCUUUCCUAGAAGACUCGACGGACGUGUUCGAGUCGAAGCGAAGCGCCAACCGGAAACUGCAGAGUUCCCCGAGAGUCACCACCGGCCCUACGCCCUUCGGCUCUGUCCCAAACGCCGCUGCCGUUGCCAUGGCUGCCACGCUCACACAGCAGCAGCAGCCUGCUCCAGGAUCUCAGGCGGGUUUUGGCACUCCCUUUGCCUCGAGCAUGGGCACUAGUAUGGGCUCCAGCAGCCUCGGAGCUUUUGGUAGUGGCCCGGCGUUCGGCGCCUCGGCGACAGGAGGCUCAGCGUUCGGUUUUUCUGCUAACAAGCCGUCUGGAGGGAGCUUAAGCGCAGGGUUCGGAAGCUCUACCACCUCUGGCUUUAACUUUAGUAACCCGGGAAUCAACGCGUCGGCCGGUCUGACCUUCGGAGUGUCCACGACGCAGAGCGCGGGCUUCGGCACCGGAGUCCUACAGCUGAAAAAACCUCCAGCGGGCAACAAGAGAGGCAAAAGAUAGAAGUGAACAGCAGUACAAGUGAUGGAUAAAGGGAAGUAAAAGAGGUUCAGGCCACAGGGCGUGAAGAUUAUUGCCAGGUAUUUGUGAUGGAUGCAGUUCAAGGACGUGUGUGUGUGUGUGUGUGUGUGUGUGUGUGUGUGUGUGUGUGUGUGUGUGUGUGUGUGUGUGUGUGUGUGUGUGUGUGUGUGUGUGUGUGCGCGCACAAGCAUUCAUCUAGUGUUUGAGAAGUAUAAUUUAAAGAGCACUGACAUGACUUUUUUAUGUAGAGAAUGUCUGCAGAUGGUCAUUUUGUUUUUCUCUGUGCUCUGUUCUGGUGUACAGCCUGUCCUUCCCCUGUCCUUAUCCUGUCUUUAUCCUGUCCUUGCCCUGUCCAUCACUGCAAAACGUCCUCUGUUCUGUCUCACUAUGUUCUAAUAAAUGAUAAUGUUCAGUAUUUUGGCCCUGAUUUUGUCUUGCGUUGCUGUUUUGUUGUUGUUGUUUUUUUUUGUUUUGUUUGUUUUCCUGAGGUUACAAAAACGUUUUCAAUACUUUGUGGAAACUUUAAUAAAAAGCUUUAUUAAUAAAAAAGAAACUUAUUUCUUCAA